AUGAUUCGAAAGCUGCUGUUGAGGCUGCGGGGCAGGAAGAAGCUGCGGCUUGACCUGCUUCUCUUCAGAAGAAGGAGAAGAGGAGGCGGAAGUCGAGUCCCGUCGGUGCCAUUGUAA
Molecule: messenger RNA, 117 nt
Organism: Peronospora matthiolae
Lineage: Eukaryota; Oomycota; Peronosporomycetes; Peronosporales; Peronosporaceae
Source: the annotation of a GenBank genome assembly